This is a messenger RNA of Exophiala mesophila, 1517 nucleotides long. Its product is annotated as diphthamide biosynthesis protein 1. The record is from RefSeq and is a predicted model, not a curated record. Gene Ontology annotation, molecular function: 2-(3-amino-3-carboxypropyl)histidine synthase activity. The coding region runs from base 29 to 1375 and encodes 448 amino acids. NCBI's taxonomy places the organism in Eukaryota, Fungi, Ascomycota, Eurotiomycetes, Chaetothyriales, Herpotrichiellaceae. Gene Ontology annotation, biological process: protein histidyl modification to diphthamide. The transcript has 2 exons.
GCCGCCUUCAUACUGACCUGGCCACAACAUGGAUGAUGACGAGCUGUCGGUACCCGGAGCAUUCCCGUCUGCCCCAGAGGAUGGCAACCCAGCACCGCGAACCCCCAAACGGCGCUUUGUCGGUCGACGCUCUGCUGCGGCGCAGGCAACGAAUGGAUCAAGCGUGACCGCCAGUGAUCAAGAUCAAAGUGCACUUGUGCAGAAAGCACCGCGACGAACCCCGAGGGCUCUCAACCACGUCCCCUCCGAUAUCCUUGAUGACCCUGAUAUUCAAGCCGCCAUUGGCCUGCUUCCUCUGAACUAUAGUUUCGAGAUCCCCAAAACAAUCCACCGCAUAAGGACCCUCGAAGCGAAACGGGUUGCAUUGCAAUUUCCCGAAGGACUGUUGAUGUUUGCGACAACCAUCUCAGACAUUUUGACCCAGUUCUGCCCGGGCACGGAGACGUUGAUCAUGGGAGAUGUCACAUAUGGCGCAUGCUGCAUCGAUGACUAUACUGCGCGAGCUCUGGAAUGUGACUUACUGGUCCAUUACGCACACAGCUGUUUGAUACCGGUGUCAGCAUCAAUCAUCGCCACCCUGUACAUUUUUGUAGAUAUAUCGAUUGAUACCAAGCAUCUGGUAAGCACACUAUCUCGGAACAUUCCUCCUGGGAAGACCAUUGCCAUGGUUGGUACGGUUCAAUUCAAUGCGACCCUGCACACGAUUCGACCGGCGCUCGAAGCAGAGGGAUUGAAGUUGGUUGUACCACAAGUCAUGCCUCUCAGUAAAGGUGAAGUUCUUGGUUGUACCGCUCCCAAAAUCACACCGCGUGAAAAGGUCGACCUCCUUCUCUAUCUCGGCGAUGGACGUUUUCACCUUGAAGCGGCGAUGAUUGCGAAUCCUGAUCUACCUGCAUAUCGAUACGAUCCAUAUUCAAGGAAGUUGACCAGAGAAACAUAUGGUCAUGACGAAAUGUUGGACAUGCGAUCGACAGCCAUCAAGACAGCGACUAAAGCAAAAAGAUGGGGCUUGAUACUAGGAGGGCUGGGGCGACAGGGGAAUCCACAUACCUUGGCUCUGAUUGAAAACCACCUCCGUCAGCAAGGUAUUCCUUUUGUUAACCUGUUGCUGAGUGAGAUAUUCCCCGGCAAACUGGCCUUGUUUGAAGAUGUGGAUUGCUGGGUUCAAAUUGCAUGUCCGCGGCUCAGUAUAGAUUGGGGGUAUGCCUUUCCCCGGCCUUUGCUGACCCCAUAUGAGGCUUUGAUCGCCCUUGGAGCGCAAGAGGGUUGGGAAAAGGAAGGCAAUGGCUACCCAGUUGAUUAUUAUGCCAACAAUGGACUUGGAAGGGUGACUGAAAAGCUGGCAGCACGGGCAGAAUUGAGCGCUGCUGGGUGACUGUCUCGACGAAUAAUGGAUGUUCAGUUAUGAGGUCUUGAUGAAAGCAUUAUACCCCACUGUCGCAUUUUAGGGUUAUGGACGCCCACCAUUAAUUGGUGCCUCAUUGUAUUAUCUAUACUAUUUGUAUAUUCAAUCUUCC